UCAGAUUAACAUGGAUUAUGCUGGUAAAAUGGAAUUGUGCACAUGAAUGACGGAAAUAACUAACAACAAAAAAAAAGCACCUGAAUAUGUGAUUGAUAGCAGUAUUUGCCAAGCAAAUGAUAUGUUUUCUCUUGGCUGUCUGGCUUACGCAGUACACAACAAGGGUGUUUCUCUACUGAAGACAUUCAAUAGUUUUCAUACUUAUGAAAAGCAAAUCAAAUUCAUUCAUUCACAGUCUUUUACAAAUAUUCCGGAUCAUUUAGACGAAGUGAUUCGUGCAUUGUUGGUACGACAUCCAAACCAAAGAAUGACGCCUAUUGAAUUUCAAAACUCCAAAUAUUUCGACAAUUUACUUGUAUCGACCAUGAAAUUUUUGGAAAGUUUUCCUGAAAAGACGAGAGAAGAGAAAGCUCAGUUUAUGAAGGGAUUGGCCCGAGUAUUAGGACAAUUUCCCGAACGUGUUUUAAAACGAAAGAUUUUGCCUUCUCUUUUAGAAGAACUUAAAGAUGCACAGCUGUUACCCUAUACUAUACCGAAUAUUUUUAUCAUUGCCCAGAAAUUGAACCAGCACGAAUUUUGUGAUUUGGUUUUACCCGCUUUAAAGCCAGUAUUCAGUGUCAGAGACCCACCACAAAAUAUGAUUGUGUUGCUAGAAAAACUAGACGUGUUACAACAAAAGACUCCCCGAGAAACAUUUCGUGAUGAUGUCAUGCCUCUUGUUUAUGCCGCUUUGGAAACACCCACCGCUAUGGUUCAAGAGAAAGCACUGCGCAUUAUCCCAUCGUUGGCUGAAUCUUUAGAUUAUACAGCUGUUAAAAGUUCCUUAUUUCCAAGAGUACAAGCCGUUUUUGUACAAACGACGGUGCUCUCUGUCAAAGUCAGUACGCUGAUUUGCUUUCAUUCGAUGAUUAAGGUUUUAGACAAGUUUACAGUGCAAGAAAAAUUAGUGCCACUUUUGAAAAAUAUCAAAACAAAAGAACCCGCUGUCAUGUUGGCUACUUUAGCAGUGUACGAUGAAGUUGGAAAGAUAGCGGAUAAAGAAAUCAUUGCAACCGAAAUUUUGCCGCAGCUGUGGAGAAUGAGUUUUGGUCCAUUAUUAAAUUUGGAGCAGUUUCAAAAGUUUAUGAAGACAAUUCAUGAUUUAACAAAGAGAGUGGAAGAUGCGCAUAUAAGGCAUUUAAAGGAGGUGAAAUCAUUAGAAGAACAAACGCGAAAUGUAAGCUCAACAUCAUCACCACAACCCGUAAAUGCACCCUCUACCAAUGAUACGAAUGUCUCUUUUGAGAGUCUUGUUGGCUCUAAGACUCCCCAAGUAAAAAAUGGAGACGAUAUGUUUGGCUCGUUCUCAAGUAACCAAGCUACACCACAGCCAUGGUCAUCCUCGUCGACAAAUCAAGCUAUAAAACCUACACCUUCUUCGUCCAAUGGAUGGGUGGCUCCUCAAACAACAACGCCUACCAAUAACUGGAAUACCCCCAAACCCGUCACCCCCCAACAACAACCGUCCAGCAAUUGGAAUACAACCAUGUCACCUAAUAUCAAUACGCAAAAACCGAUGAAUGCUACGAAUACUUGGAAUUCUCCAUUACAAACUAAACAAACGACAGGCUGGUCUCCCUCUGUACAAUCACAACAAAUUCCUUCUUUAUCCACACCUCCAUCCUUCCAAAGUAACCUAUAUAACCAAAAUAGCUCGAUGAACGGCUCCAAUUUCAAUGCUCUUAGAAGUAUACCAGUGACUCCCCAAAAACAGCCCACUAUGAUGCCAUUGUCUUCUGGUAUGGGCUUAUUACAGCCUAUUCAGUCUUCCCCAAACUCAAACAUAAACAACAAUAUCUCCCAAGUUAAAAAGAUGGCCAAUCUGCAUGCUUUUGAUCCACUUGGAUGAAUCAUCUAUGGUUUAAAAUAAAAUAUAAUAGCAUCACUUUCA
Messenger RNA from Mucor mucedo, 1930 nucleotides. RefSeq lists its product as uncharacterized. Lineage: Eukaryota; Fungi; Mucoromycota; Mucoromycetes; Mucorales; Mucoraceae. The coding region runs from base 47 to 1888 and encodes 613 amino acids. The record is from RefSeq and is a predicted model, not a curated record. The transcript is spliced from 5 exons.